Molecule: messenger RNA, 3689 nt
Organism: Podarcis muralis (Common wall lizard)
Lineage: Eukaryota; Metazoa; Chordata; Lepidosauria; Squamata; Lacertidae
Source: RefSeq, a predicted model, not a curated record
CUCAGUCGGCCAGCGGCUGCCUCAGCGAGCACAGCGGAGCCUGCGGGAUGGCGGCGGGCGAGGGCGGGGCCGACGCGCUGCCCCCGCCCUCCCCCUCCUGGCCCGGCCCGCUCCCUGGGCCCGAGCGGGCCUUGGAGGAAGCGGCGGCUUCGGGCAGCCUGAGCCUGGCCGGGCGGCGCCUCAGACACUUCCCCGGAGGAGCAGCCCGGCGCUGGGACCUCAGCGACACCACGCAGGCGGACCUCUCCCGAAACCGCUUUGCCGAGGUCCCCGAAGACGCCUGCCACUUGAUGUCCCUGGAGGGGCUGAGCCUGUACCACAACUGCCUGCGCAGCAUCCCCCCCGCCAUCGCCAACCUCCAAGCCCUCACCUACCUGAACGUCAGCCGGAACCAGCUCUCAUCCCUGCCCUCCUGCCUCUGCCGGCUGCCCCUCAAGGUCCUCAUUGCCAGCAACAACAAGCUGGUCUCCCUGCCGGACGAUAUCGGCACCCUCAGUACCCUCCGCCAGCUGGACGUCAGCAGCAAUGAGCUGCAGUCCCUGCCGGCGAGUGUGGGCGGCCUGGAGUCUCUUCGGGACCUCAACGUCCGGAGGAACCAAAUCGCCGUCCUGCCCGAAGAGCUGGCGGAGCUGCCCUUGGUCCGGCUGGACUUCUCCUGCAACCGCGUCGUCCGCAUUCCCACCUGCUACCGCCACCUGCGGCACCUGCAGUCCAUCCUGCUGGAGAACAACCCUUUGCAGUUCCCACCUGCGCAGAUCUGCUCCAAAGGCAAAAUCCACAUCUUCAAAUACCUCAACAUUGAGGCCUGCAGCAAGGCACGGCCGGACUUGGCAGAAUUCGCACAAGGAACCCGCCCCGCCGGCUUCGGGACGUGCCUCCCGGACGAUUUCUACCACGUGCGGCAGUAUGGCGGCCUCGACUCAGGCUUCAACAGCGUCGACAGCGGGAGCAAGCGGUGGUCGGGGAACGAGUCCACAGAUGAGUUUUCGGACCUCUCCUUCCGCAUUGCUGAGCUGGCCAGAGACCCCAAGCAGUUGAGGGAGAAGCGCAACGGGACAGUGGAUGCGGCUGACCUGGAGCAGAUUGACUACAUCGACAGCAGCGUCAACGGGGAGGAAGAGGAGGAUCAGGUCUCCGUGGGAAAGCCAGAGAGCGCCUCUCUGGGGACGGCACCCUCCGAAGACUUCCAGAAGCCCAGGAAGAGCUCCUCAACUUCCCUCCAGAAAACAGGACUUGCGGAGCAGGGCCUGACCGGCAGGGCCAGCCUUCCCCGGCCGGAGCCAUUUGGGGAGGAGCGCCGUCGCCCCGAGAUCCUUCAGCUGUGGCAGGAGAGGGAGCGCCAGCAGCUUCAGCAGCGGCCCCUGUGGAGCCAGGGGGCCGAGAGGAGGGAGAGCCUGGCAGAAAGCAGCAGCAGCAGCCUCUCCCAGCUGAAGCAUCGGAACCAGGGACCAGAGCAGCUGUCCGGCUCCCCCAGGCAAGCUCUGCACUCUGCAGAUCCCGUUCACCCGGCCUACCCUUCGUCCCGGGAGCCUGGCUCCGUGCAGAAGCCUUCCAGCUUCCUUUUCCGCUCCUCCUCACGGAACAACAUGCAGCGAGGCUCCGGUUCCUUCUCGCCCGACCUCUCCCCUUCUGAGCUCAGGAACCAGCGGAGGCUGCGUGCCGGAUCGCAGGCCCAGGACGAGAGGGAGCAUGCGGCUCAGCUGCGCAAGGCCAUCGAGUCCCAGCUGAACGUCACCCUGGCCGAAGACCUGGGCGAGGCGCUGGCCAACGGGGUGGUCCUUUGCCAGCUGGUCAAUCACCUGCGCCCUCGAGCCGUGCCCUUCAUCCACGUGCCCUCCCCGGCUGUGCCAAAGCUGAACGCCAUCAAAAGCCGGAAGAACGUGGACAGCUUCUUGGCCGCCUGCCGCCAGCUGGGGCUCCCGGAGGUCUCUCUCUGCUCCGCCUCCGACGUGGCCGCCCUCCUGCAAGGCAACGUCCGCGGCUUGCUCCGCCUCCUCGAGGCCCUGCUGCCCCUGCCAUCAUCGCCGCCGCCUGCGCCCCCCGGGGGGGGCAGGCCCCUCGCCCCGCCCGCCCUCUCCGAACACCUCGCUGGCUUUGGCGUCUUCUAUGUCGUCCUCAUGCUCCUCCUCUACUUCGCCUAUCGCAACCUCUGCGGCUGCUGAGCGGGCAGGGGGGGUCCCCGGCCACCCCCACCGGGCAGGAACAGGUUCUCCAGGGCAGACGUGGGUCAGGGCGUGUGCCCCACACUCCCCAGGCUGCGUGGAAGUCAGGGUGUCAGCAGUGCAGUCGAAGCGGGACACAGACAAAUACCAUUUUUCCCGAGGCCAGCGAUCCCUGCAAUUCCCCCCUUUAAUAAUAAUAAUAAUAAUAAUAAUAAUAAUAAUAAUAAUAGCUAUCCCUUCCCCAGUCAUAAUUAGCUCCCUCUGCCAGGCCCAAGGGGCAGGGGGGAGUGCAGGGCAGCCCUCCCUUGGCACCUGCCGUUCGGUCUCCUCUGUGCCUUGCUCCCCUAGCGAAUGGUGUUUUGGGGGCCGUAUUUUGGCCGGGGGGAGAAGCCGCCAACUUCCUCCACCCCUCGGUUCACAUGCACUUAAAACUGCGUUGCACUAAUUCACGAGUGCCUGCAGGGGGGAGUUGGGGGCGUGCGGCAAGGGAGCACUAGCAGCCCCCCCCAAAAAAAUUUGGCAGUCCUAAAGCCUUGGCCCACCCACUCCGACACUGUGGGGUCUUCGCUGCCCCUGACCUCACACACACAGCGCGUCUCUGAACCGAAUGUCACCCCCUACCCCAGAUUUUGUGCCCGCUCCCCUGCGCUGGCAAACCUUUGAGGGGCUCGGCUGUUUGGCACCCCAAAGUGUGCCCUGGGGCACCUCGGUUUGUGGGCUAAAGGCCACUUCUUCCUGAAAUGCCCUUGCCCCCCCGAAGCCUUUCGGGGUUCCCUGUUCUGGACCUCUUCCCUUUUGGGGCUUCUCGGGGGCACCCGACGCUGGACUCGAACUGCUCCCCUUCCUUUAAUCCAAACGUGCAAUUUCUGAAGGUCCACGGAGGGAGGGAGAGAUGGGGGCCUUGCCGUGUUCCAGCCCACCCCAUAAUCUCUCUGGCACGGUGCACCCCCCAAGUCCGGGGUGGCGUUGGCGGGGGGGAGGCCUUCAACAGGUGACAGGAAUCGCCUUAAUUCAGGGCAAAAGCGGCUCCUCUUUCUAGGGACGCCUGCAGUCAAAUUCCAGCCCCUUCUAGUCUCGCUCCCCAUCUCCGCUGCCUUAAAUAUAUUAAAUUAUACAUAUAUAUUUUAUAUAAAUAUAUAAAUAUAUAUAUAUAUAUUUGAAGAGAAGAUGAUUAUGGAAUACUGUAAUGUAAAGGAAAAAGGUUUUUUUUGGUCUUUUUAAGCAUGUACAGAAUUGUAAAUACGUGGUGCUCUCCAUCGAUCGCCUGCCCCCCUCUCUUGAGCAGGGGGGGGGGCCAAAAAUCUUUUUCAAGGGCUUUGGGGUUGUUGUUUUCCCUCCCCCUUUUCACGGUCCCCCCACACCCCACCAAAAAAAAGGACUGCUGUACAUUCUGCGUUUUCGUUCCUCUUGCUUUUUUUGUUCCUUCUCGAGAGGCGGCUCCGGUGUUUUCUGUUUUGUUCCUCCUCGCCUCGACUCCUGUACAUUGUAAAAUACCAAGAAAUGAAUUCUUCUUUUUUUUCCAAACGA